This is a messenger RNA of Clupea harengus (Atlantic herring), 2442 nucleotides long. It is a transcript of the gene tkfc, whose product is annotated as triokinase/FMN cyclase. NCBI's taxonomy places the organism in Eukaryota, Metazoa, Chordata, Actinopteri, Clupeiformes, Clupeidae. The record is from RefSeq and is a predicted model, not a curated record. Gene Ontology annotation, cellular component: cytosol. The coding region runs from base 418 to 1950 and encodes 510 amino acids. Gene Ontology annotation, molecular function: glycerone kinase activity; ATP binding. Gene Ontology annotation, biological process: glycerol catabolic process. The transcript has 16 exons.
UAUUGCACAGGUCCCUAAGAAGUCCCAUUUGUAUCCUGUUGAACAAAUUGAAAAAACUGAGUGUGAUGGUGGUUCUUUGGCUAAGACCGACCGACAGAGAGAUUCGCAUCCCAGCUUUACCCAUCUAGCUUGCAUUAGCAAAUUCUGUUAUUCUCGCGAGCAAGCGAUCAUUUACACAAGGGAAAGCAUACUCAAAUCAGUCGUUCAUGAGUGCAGAAGAAGCUGCUGAAUUCAGUGGACCAGUGUGUGGAUGAGGCUCUGUGUGGCAUUGUGCGCAGCCACGGGGGUCUCACCUUGCUCCGGGGGCACCGCGUUGUGCAGCGCUCUGACUUGGGCAGCCUUAAAGGAAAGGUGGCCCUGCUGUCCGGUGGGGGAUCAGGCCACGAGCCCGCACAUGCAGGAUACAUCGGUGUUGGGAUGCUCUCGGGGGCCGUGGCUGGGGGAGUGUUCGCCUCGCCCCCUCCCGCCAGCAUCUUGGCUGCCAUCCUGUCCCUGUGGCAAGGGGGUGCCGCGGGGGUUCUCCUGGUGGUGAAGAACUACACAGGGGACAGGCUGAACUUUGGCCUCGCCGCUGAACAGGCCCGCUGUCAGGGCGUCCCAGUCAACAUGGUGAUCGUAGCAGAUGAUUGUGCGUUCAACCAACCCAGCAAGGCUGGCAGGAGAGGCUUAUGUGGGACCGUGUUUGUUCACAAGCUGGCUGGGGCAAUGGCAGAAGAAGGCUUGCCGUUAGAGACUAUUGUUUCCAGGGUGAACGAGGCAGCGAAAGACAUUGGUACUCUUGGUGUGAGUCUGUCUCCUUGUAGUGUUCCAGGAAGUCUGCCCUCCUUUCAGCUUCCACCCGGAGAGAUGGAGCUGGGAUUAGGAAUUCAUGGUGAACCUGGAAUCAAGAGGUCAAAGGUGGCCCCAGCAGAUGAGGUGGUGAAGACGAUGAUAGACCACAUGUCUGAUCCUAGCAGCCAGUCCCACUUGGCAAUUAAAUCAGGUGACCAUGUGGUGCUAUGUGUGAAUAAUCUGGGUGCUUUGUCUUGCCUGGAGAUGGCUGUGGUCACUAAGGCUGCCAUCAGUUGUCUUGAGGAUCGUGCCAUCGUUGUUGCCAGGGUGAUGUCGGGCUCGUUUAUGACCUCACUGGAAAUGGCAGGCAUGUCACUGUCCGUCAUGAAGGCAGAUAAGGAGAUCCUUAGGCUCUUUGAUGCUAAAACCAGCGCUCCAGCCUGGCCUAACCUCAGCUGUGAACCCGUGAGCGGGAGGAAGUGGAGCGUUGAGCCCCCACAACUGAUUGCAUCUCAUGAGAUCACACACAGGCCAGGUCCUCUGAGUGAUGUGAUGCAGAAGGCGCUUCAGGGUGUGUGUGAGGCCCUGCUGCAGCUCCAGGAGGAGCUUAACAUGUUGGACCGUGCUGCUGGGGAUGGAGACUGUGGAAAUACCCAUGCCUGUGCAGCUAAGGCCAUUCAAGAGUGGCUUCAAGGCCGCAAGCUCCCCGGUUGUCCUGGGCAGCUAAUGACCGCUCUGGCGAGCUUGGUGCAGGAAAAAAUGGGUGGAUCAUCUGGAGCGUUGUAUAGCAUCUUUCUGACGGCUGCAGCACUGCCGCUGUUGGGACAGGAUGACCCUGCAGCUUGGGCCACAGCAGUGCAUGCUGGGACGGAGGCCAUGAAGAGGUAUGGAGGUGCAGAGCCUGGUGACCGGACUAUGCUGGAUGCCCUCUGUCCUGCGGUAGAGGAGCUGCAGAGGUUGUCUUCAUCCCCUCCUACUGGUGCCAUGGCUGUAUUACAGGCAGCUGUGGAGAGAGCUAAGGCAGGUGCAGAUUCGACACGGAGCCUCUCUGCUAAGGCAGGGCGAGCCAGCUACAUCGCCAGUGAACACCUGACUCAGCCUGACCCUGGGGCCGUAGCAGUGGCUGCCAUUCUGCAAGCAGUGCUUGAGGCCCUGGGUGGAGGACUAGCUCCUGAAUAGCUACAGUAGAUGCUAGCGACUGCUUGAGAUCCAUUGAGCAUAGUCAAGUGAUCAUAGCUUUGACUAUUGUCAUUACAAAUCAAGAAAUUAGAUGAUAUUAAUGAGAUAUUAAUCUUACGUAUUAUGGGUUUCCUCAGUAGCUGGAGUUUGUGCUUUGUCUGAAUGGAUUCAUGGGAAACAUUAUGUAAACAUAAGGAAACAUCAUUCCUGAUUAUCUAAAGAAGCUCCAGAUACAGUUCGAUUCUCCAGUUGGAGUCAAGUAUAACUUUCCAUUCUUUCUUCAUUCUAUGACUUCCUUUGCUCUACUCUGUGCUCUCUACAAACGUUGCUGUAUACUUGCUGCAACUUUCGAAUGUAAAAGGUUCUACUACAGUUUGCUCUAAUGAUAUUGCCAUGGUAACUAGAUGGUCGCAGAACUAGUGUACAGUCUUUGCACUUUAAGAAUAACAUUUUAAUUUUUUGCAUCUUAUUAAUAAAAUAUUUUAUGAAUUA